Molecule: messenger RNA, 2682 nt
Organism: Ruditapes philippinarum (Manila clam)
Lineage: Eukaryota; Metazoa; Mollusca; Bivalvia; Venerida; Veneridae
Product: WD repeat-containing protein 5
Exons: 9
Cellular component (GO): Set1C/COMPASS complex
Molecular function (GO): histone binding
Source: RefSeq, a predicted model, not a curated record
CUGCUGACAAACUGAUCAAGAUUUGGGGUGCAUUUGAUGGCAAAUUUGAAAAAACUAUCAGCGGUCAUAAACUGGGUAUAUCUGAUGUGGCGUGGUCCACUGAUAGUAAAUUAUUGUGUAGUGCUUCUGAUGACAAAACGUUGAAAAUUUGGGAUUUUGCCACGGGCAAGUGUAUGAAGACCCUGAAAGGUCAUAGUAACUAUGUGUUCUGUUGUAACUUCAAUCCACAAUCUAACCUUAUUGUCUCAGGAUCAUUUGAUGAGAGUGUAAGAAUAUGGGAUGUGAAGACUGGGAAAUGUUUAAAGACUCUACCAGCCCACUCUGACCCAGUUACAGCAGUUCAUUUUAACAGAGAUGGUUCCCUUAUUGUAUCUAGUAGUUACGAUGGUUUAUGCCGUAUAUGGGAUACAGCCUCUGGUCAGUGUUUAAAAACGUUAAUAGAUGAUGAUAAUCCACCAGUAUCAUUUGUUAAGUUUUCACCUAAUGGAAAAUACAUAUUAGCUGCCACUCUAGACAACACAUUAAAGUUAUGGGAUUACAGUAAGGGGAAGUGUUUAAAAACCUACACUGGUCACAAGAAUGAAAAGUAUUGCAUUUUCGCCAAUUUCUCAGUCACUGGUGGAAAGUGGAUAGUAUCCGGAUCUGAAGACAACAUGGUGUAUAUCUGGAAUUUACAAACGAAAGAAAUAGUGCAAAAAUUACAAGGACAUACAGAUGUGGUUUUAUGUUGUGCCUGCCAUCCCACAGAGAACAUCAUCGCAUCAGCAGCUCUAGAGAACGACAAAACUAUAAAACUGUGGAAAAGUGACGUAUAGCAUUUAAACGCAUAUAUCUCAUAGUGUCAUAACUUAUAACUGGGGCAGCUGUUCACGUAGCACCCAUUACAUUACCAUCGUCAUUAUUGUGGAAUUGUUGUUGCCCGGGGCAAAGCAUCAUAGUGAAAUUAUAAAUGUCAACCCGCGAUCAAACCGGAUAAAACGUGCUCAAAAUUGUUCACGCCUCAAGAUGUACUCGUGCAUUUUUUGUAUCGUCAUCAGAAUCACCCCAAAAAAGACUCUUGAGUAACUGGAGUGUGACUGGAACAGCUUUAAUUGUUAAAAAUGCAGUUUUGUGAAGAAUAUUUAUGAUACCGGAUAGAAUUUCACUGAAAUGGAGUUAAUUUAUGUGUGGAAUGAAGUCUAAAUUGAAAUUCAGAAUUCUUGCAAGUUUUUUUUUUUUUUCUACAUAAAAUCAUGUACAUGUACAGUGUAAAGAAAUAAAGUAGAAAGUAAAUGUCCUAAAGGAUGACAUCAGGCCACCUUUACAGAUUACUUCCGACUUUGUUGAAUGUUUAAGUUCUAGAGUUAGAAACUGAAAACUGUCACCGUAUCAGUCCGAUUAAAAAAAUAAUUUCAAAGUAAUUGCAAUUAAUUAGAAAUUUUCAUGGUAUAAUCAUAAUGUAAUUGAUUACAUUUAUACGUACUCAACCUUAUGUCUGCUGUGUGGCAAAUAUUUUGAAAAGCACCACUUUCUGUAAUGUAUUCAUUUAUUAAGGUCAUAGGUCAUUAAGUAUGAUAGAUACAGGUGACUGAAAAGAUGAGUAGGUUAAAUGUUGUGUUAUAUCAUUAUUUUGUACAGAUCAUGUUCUUGUGACAAGGAGACGAAGAAAAUAAUUUUUUACAAGGCGAUACAAGCUUAAGACUUUACUCAUGAGUCAUUACUUACAUUAUGUUAUGUCUACACUUCUAUAAUUUUGUAGUAUUAGUCAUGUUUCUGUUUAAAUGUCUGUUAUCAUAAACUCUUGUUGAGUAAUGACUGUAAAAAAGUCAAAGUUUUCAAAUUGUCCUUGUAUAAUUUAUGAGCUAACAUUUGUAAGCUUAAGACUUUCAUAUGAAAUUAAUGUAAGUGUAAAUUUAAAAGAAGCAAAAGAUGUUACAAGACACCAAAAAAUAAUAAGGUUUUAAAAAUAGUGUAAUUUUGGGGCUUAAUUGUUAAUAUUUUUUUUACAAAUUAUCUCCCUUUAAGUUGGUAUUUGCAGCUUCAUUGUAAUUAUGAGAUUCAUAGAAUAAAUUAUAGGUCAAAUUUACUAACAUUAUAAUUAUCUUUAUAUACUUGUAAUAAAAAUUUGUAAAGGUAAUUUAUGCAAAAGAAAGUUAAUAAUAAGCAUCUGAAAAAUGUGACGGAAAAAAUCAUGUUGAAAAAGUUAAUUCCAGAUAUUAAAUACAGCAAAAUCUAUUAAAUCAGAUAUUACUUAUUUUAUGUAAUUUCCUUUUUCAUGGUUAUAUAUAUAUUCAAUUUAAAUGGUUACUGUCAAUCACAGUAUAUAUACAUUAGUACGGAACCAGAACCAUGUUAAAUAUUUUUAUUCCGAGUUUGGUACAAGUCAAGUGUGUUGUGAAUUACCAAGUGAUUUAAACAGACAUAAAUAUUUUAAACUCAUUUUUGUUUGAAAUGAUAUAAAGUUUGUUAAAGACUUAAUGAAUGAGACUCAAGAUUUUCUUUUCUUUUUUUCCUUUGAUGUAUGUUUUGUUGUUGAAUGUUGAACAAUUUUGUUUACUGUAAAUCAUUUUUGUAAUAAAAUAAUAAACAUAAAAUGACAUUUGUACAUGAUUCUCAUUUUUCGUUUUGGGCUGUGCAUUUUUUUUACUACAUGAUGUAGAUGUCAACCCUUUUAUCUAGAUAACAAUAAACUUUAAACUGCAA